AUGCGCGCAGUGGCGUGCGAGGCGCUGGGCGACCCAUGCAAGCCGCUGGGAAGCGGCGUGCUGGUUCUGCGCCAGGACGAGCCCAGCCCGGCCCUUCCCACUGAAGACCACAUCCGAAUCAGGGUGUCAGCUGCGUCACUGAACUACCCAGAUGCCCUCCAAAUCCAGGGCUCGUACCAGGACAAGCCAAAACUCCCGUUUCUUAUUGGAAAGGAGGCCUCCGGGGUCGUCACCGCCGUCGGCGCCCGCGUGAAGGCCUUCAAGCCGGGGGACGCCGUGUGCGGCGUGGGGGACGCGGGGGCGUUUGCGGACGAGUGGGUGGUGCACCAGGCCUCGGUGUGGCGCGUGCCGGACGGCCUCGACCCCCAGCUCGCGUCCGCCCUGCCCAUCGCCUACGGCACCGCUGACCUGGCGCUGCGGCACCGAGGGAAGCUGGGGCCGGGGCAGACCCUGCUGGUGCUCGGCGCGAGCGGCGGCGUGGGCACCGCGGCCGUCCAGAUCGGCAAGCUGGUGGGGGCGAGGGUCAUCGCCGUCACCUCUGGCGCUGCCAAGGCGGACUACCUGCGGGGACUGGGGGCGGACGCCGUGGUCGACGCGGCGGCGGCGCCAGAGGGCGCGCCGCUGCACAAGCUCAUCCGCGCGGUGGCGCCAAAGGGCGGUGUCGACGUUGUGUUUGACCCUGUUGGCGGGAAGCUGCUGGCUGAGGCCCUGAAGGUGGUGGCCUGGGGGGCGCAGUACCUCGUCAUCGGGUUUGUAGCGGGCAUUCCCAAGGUCCCCGCAAACCUGCUGCUCGUGAAGAACUGCACGGUACAUGGAGUGUUCUGGGGCAGCUACAUGCAGCGCCAGCCCAAGGUCCUGCGCGCCAGCAUGGACCAGGUGCUCGCCUGGGCAGCUUCCGGGCAGCUGCAGAUCCCCAUAUCGCACCGCUUUGGCCUGGAGGGCGUGCCAGAGGCCAUGGCGGUGCUGCUGGGGCGCGGGGCAGGCCUGGCCAGCAUGGGAUGCAUCUGGGGCGAGCUGGGCCAGCACAAGAGCAGCACACAGCGCAGCCAGGAGUGCUGCUGCUGCGCGCCCUAG
Molecule: messenger RNA, 1074 nt
Organism: Monoraphidium neglectum
Lineage: Eukaryota; Viridiplantae; Chlorophyta; Chlorophyceae; Sphaeropleales; Selenastraceae
Exons: 9
Coding region: 1-1074 (357 amino acids)
Molecular function (GO): oxidoreductase activity; zinc ion binding
Source: RefSeq, a predicted model, not a curated record